AUGGAAAAUUACAUUGUGUUUGACUCCGGCAUCACCACUUCAGACCGUAUCGUUCUGGAAGAUUUGGUAUCCGAUAUCAAGCAAUUCGGCCAAUCACGAGCUCGGGGGAAAAACAAGCCUGAUGGGGACGGUGCGGCGACCAAGUCGGCGCUGGCUACUCUUGAUGAAUUGAACAACCCCAAGAGUCCAGCAUUUCAGCCGACAGUUUUCACGAGCAAAGAUUAUGACCAGCUGCACUCUGGUCGGCCUUUCAGGAAUUGGCUCCUGCAAACUUAUGUCGGGAUGGCUCAGUCGAUUGUGCGAUUCGAGUCAGACGUCGUCAUGCUGACCCAUUUGCUCCUCUACUUCACGACCACGGUCCCCAGCGCAUUGUAUCUCUUCUUUUGGCAUUUUACUUGGCUUCACGGCCUGGCGCAUUUCAUGAUGCAGAUUUCAUACAUGGGGACGUACACUCUGAUGAUGCACCAGCAUAUCCAUAUGCGAGGGAUUCUCAAGAAACGCUUCGCCCUGUUCGACUACCUGUUUCCCUACAUCACCGACCCACUGAUGGGUCAUACAUGGAACUCAUACUAUCAUCACCAUGUUAAGCAUCAUCACGCGGAAGGCAAUGGUCCUCAAGAUCUCUCCUCGACUAUAUACUAUCAGCGCGACAGCAUUCGUCACUUCUUGCUUUAUUCGACACGAUUCGUUUUCUUCGUAUGGCUUGAUCUGCCGAUCUACUUUUUGAGAAAGAACAAACGCAUACUCGCAGCUAAAACAGCAUUCUGGGAAUUGUCAAGUUAUACAGUAUUAUAUGUCGCAUACAGGCUGAAUCCGAAGCCUACUCUUUGUGUCUUCAUAUUUCCUCUGGUACUGCUUCGCCUCGGUCUCAUGUUUGGAAACUGGGGACAACACGCUUUCGUCGAUGAGGAAGACCCUAGCUCAGAUUAUCGAUCUAGCAUCACUCUGAUAGACACGGCAAGUAAUCGACAUUGUUUCAACGAUGGGUACCAUACUUCGCAUCAUCUCAAUCCUCUGCGUCAUUGGAGGGAACACCCAAACUCGUUCAUCAAGAGCAAGGCGCUAUACGCAUCUCAGGAUGCGCUUGUGUUUCACAAUAUCGACUAUCUCAUGAUUACUAUUCGACUCUUGCAAAAGGAUUACAAGUGUUUAGCGCGGUGUAUGAUCCCGAUAGGUGAGAGGCAGCUCUCCAUGAGCAUGGAUGAGCGCAUAGCCUUGCUCAAAAGACACACACGAAAGUUUACCCGAGAAGAGAUUGAAGUGAAGUUUCGGCGACAAUCUCAACGGUAG
Pestalotiopsis fici W106-1 is the source of this 1290-nucleotide messenger RNA. RefSeq lists its product as uncharacterized. The transcript is spliced from 4 exons. The coding region runs from base 1 to 1290 and encodes 429 amino acids. NCBI's taxonomy places the organism in Eukaryota, Fungi, Ascomycota, Sordariomycetes, Amphisphaeriales, Sporocadaceae. Gene Ontology annotation, biological process: lipid metabolic process. The record is from RefSeq and is a predicted model, not a curated record.